This is a messenger RNA of Pseudomyrmex gracilis, 2828 nucleotides long. Its product is annotated as caspase-1-like. Bases 1659 to 2450 code for a protein of 263 amino acids. Lineage: Eukaryota; Metazoa; Arthropoda; Insecta; Hymenoptera; Formicidae. Gene Ontology annotation, biological process: proteolysis. Gene Ontology annotation, molecular function: cysteine-type endopeptidase activity. The transcript has 5 exons. The record is from RefSeq and is a predicted model, not a curated record.
UCGAUUUUCGAAUGUCAGAAUCAAUUUGGCAAUUUUUAUCAUUUAUUUAAACUGUAACUGUAAGAAGCUUUUUUAAGGUGCUUCAAUAAAAACUCUCUUUUUAUUUGCUUCGUGCAAUCAUGAGACAUUUAAUCUAUAUAUUCGAUCUUCAAACUGAAGUGAAUCGUCCUGUGUACCUAUACAGUGUUUAUUCGAAGCUCCUCGGAACUUUUAAGAGCGCGCUUAACCGCGCGAAGGUUAAGCGCCUUGAAGUUUAUGGUACGUUCGGAGCAACGAGCAGUUCUGCCUCGCGUAUCCUCGUGUUAUCCGGGGCAAUAUCGCCGAUUUACUUUCGACCGGCGUAGCCGAUUCUGAGCGCGAUCGUAAUCGCGCGGCAACUCGCGAAAGUUGCGGAGUCGCGUGUUGUACGUGCGAGAGCACGCGGAAAAGUCGAGACGUUUUUCGCGCGCGAUAAAAUGCGAAAAGCGGAUUGUUAACGGAAGUUUUUCGAGCGCGCAAUCGAAGUUGAAAUUAAAUUGACCGGGUUAUGAUUCCGCGCCCGAGUCCUACGGCUAAACAGAAUAUCCGUCCGCGUGAGCGAAAAGGUACGGGACCGGAUGCACACAUUUUCCGGACCAAGUCCUCUCUCUUGCUUUCAUUCGCUUUAAGAAAAGAAAUGCUCCGAUAUUUUUCUCGGAGCCAGCUGCAAAGAGGCAAAACGUUCUCCAGAAACAUCCGCUUCUUUAUGCUUUUUUUUCUCUCUCUCUCUCUCUCUCUCUCUCUCUCUCUCUUUCUCUCUCUUUCUCUUCCGUUCCUCGUUUUUUAAUUCACUUCUUUUUCUCUCUGUAUGCAUCGUCCGGACGAUCCAUUCACUCAAGACUGUCCUCAAGUCGAGAUUCUGCAGCUAGCUGUCGCCUAAUUACGCCAAAUGUGUAGACGAGAACGUUGCGCUAAAAUGCCACUCACAUUUCUUUCGCUCGCAAUAUCAUGCGCUACACUCAUCUAUGUUGGUGCGUGCUUACGCAAAGCUUGUUUCUUUCCGGUGCACGAAAUUACUCGGACAAUUACAGAGACAAACGGAAGUUGUUCGUUCCCGUUGUUCGUUCGUCCGCGGAUUUUUUCUUUUUUUUUUUUCACUAAUGGCGACCGCCGUUCCUUAUAAUCAAGCGCGAAGCAUCGGUUUUAACUUAUAUUGGAGAAUGUUUUUAAUGAGAUAGAGAAGUUAUAUUAAAAUUGUAAUGUGUGUGUGUGUGUGUGUGUCUAUUUCAUUAUUCGUACUCCUUCUUCUAAGAAGAGAAAAUAAAAAUGUUUAAUUAAGAAAAUUCAAAACCAAAAUAUACAUACAAACACACUCGAGUUAUUCUUAUUCUUUCAUUCUUGUUCUUUCAUUAUCUUUCACGUUGCAUUCUUGCCGUGUUGUUACAACAAUAGCGCAAAUGCGGAUUCAUCAUAUUUCACACAAUCUGAAAAUAAAUAUUACGUUAUCCACUUACGCUCUAUUUUGACUAAAGCCGCAUUACAAGUUCUCCGAUAGGUUGCAACUACUUUCCGGGAUAAUAUCGCUGAUAGUCAUUUUCGAGACGUUAAUUAAUGGAAUGUGAUCGAUUGUGAAGAGAGAUUCGUCGGAGAUUCAAAGGGCUGUCAAAAUCGACAUCGAUCCGUUCGCCGAGGAAUACGACAUGAACCACAAGAGAACGGGAGUGGCGCUGAUAUUAAAUCACGUGAACUUCGAGAGCAUGAACACGAGAAAAGGUUCCGUGAAAGACUCGCUGGAUCUUAAGGAGUCAUUAGACAAGCUCGGAUUCGACGUUCGAAUUUAUACCGAUCCGACUAUCAAAUCCAUAAAUACGAUAUUGCAGUCGACCGCUGCGGAAGACCACUCGGAUGCCGACUGCCUGAUGGUGGUCGCAAUGUCGCACGGGGAAUCGGGUCUACUGCAUUCGACCGACAGCCUGUAUCCCGUCGAUAUGCUGUGGGCUCCCUUCACGGCCGAUCAAUGCUCCACCCUGGCUGGGAAACCGAAGUUGUUCUUCAUUCAGGCAUGCCGCGGGACACAACUGGACAAAGGGGUGAAAAUUAUUCAUGAGACUGACAGCAAGACACAGAGGAGAACUACGUACAGCAUUCCCACCUAUGCGGAUAUUAUGGUCGCGUACUCCACCUAUGACGGUUUUUACUCGUGGCGCAAUCCGGACUGCGGCUCCUGGUUCAUACAGGCUCUCUGUGAGGAACUGGACCUCCACGGACGUAACCGCGAUCUACUCUGCCUAAUGACCUUCGUGAACCGGCGCGUCGCCAUCGAGUACCAGUCGUACGUGCCGGAGAACGAGAGAUAUCACGACAAGAAGCAGAUCCCAACGAUUGUCUCGAUGCUGACCCGUCUCGUGUACUUUCGCGAGAAACGUGUGGCCGACGACCUCAACGACGAAUCGAAGGAGAAGAAAGCCGACGUUUGCGAGAAAAUGUCGUAAGAACGUGAGAGAUCACGUUCGUUUCCCAAACUGUAUUACGAUGAUGGAUAAACGGAUUGUCUUGGUUGAGUAGUUCGGUUAUUAUAGUUCUGAUGCGUCGUAAUAUUUUAAAGAAAUGACGUAUCGAUUGUAUCGCGACUCAUCGAAUUUAUCGUUUUUAUUUUUAUCGCGGUCACGUUUCGUUUUGCGGUGCACGUGACACAUAGCACGCAAAAAGAAAACCAAAAAACAAUAUGAAAAAAUUAGUUUUUAAUUUAAAAAUUUGUAUUUUAGAUAUAAUUAAGUUCUGUCAGAUAUUUUUGAAUUGAGAUUGCAUCUAUCUUAAUAAGAUUGUAUAAGAUUCAAUUGUGUGUCUUUGUCUGAUAUAAUAAAGUGUUA